AUGGCUGGCGUACAGUUGCAGCAGCCCAGCAUGACCGAUUAUCGACUUCACCAGCCCCCACCCGUGCGGAAGCCGGUCCCGGGAGUGCGUUCGGGCCAUUCGUUUCAGUCCUACGACGGACACCACCACCACCAACUCGCCCCCCACCCGUCGGCCGCCUCUCUCGCUCAUAGUCGCAGUCGAACCUCAUCCUCGCACGUGCUGCCCUACGUCGCUCACCAGCACCAACAACCCUAUUCCGGCGGCCCCUCGCCCCAUCACACCAUGACCACUCCUCCCAACUACAUCCCUGCGAGACGCCUCUCCAGUGCGACCACCUCCACAAGCUCUACCGGCAACGCUACUGGCGCGGCAGCCUCGGAUAUUCGCCGGAGCACUUCUUCCCGCUCCGCCAACGCCCAGCUGGGAUACGUAGCCUUGAUGCGAAGACAGAAAGCCACGGUCUGGUGUGAUCGAGCGCAGCCCGAGGAUCCCCGGAUCCGAGCCCAGAAGCUGGUCGACAAGAAGAGAGCGUACCUCGAGGUCCACGGCGCAGGCGCCGGACGGAGUGGCACGCUCGCCAGCAACAAAAACAAGCACGGCACCAAGGGAACCACGGAUUUCUCCCCGUCGACGCUGGUCGGCGCCACCGUUCCCGUGCGGCUCAGUGCCAACGAAGUAGGCGAUGCCGAAGAAGAUUCCCGCAGUGACAACGGCUUCCCGUACCGUCGCACCGGCAGCGGUCGCAGCUCCGUGGGCAGCGCCCACCGUUAUCCCAGCGGCUACCAGCGCACGCCCCAGGGCACGAUGGGAAGCAACGUGACCCCGCCCGGCGACAAGUCCGAUCUACCGGGAGUGUCGGAACACCCUCCUGCCGAGCGUCGGGAGGAAGAGAAGGACGCCGCUUCUGUCAAGGACGACGCCGCUACCACCCACAGUCGCACCAGCGAACAGGAGGACAAUUUCGGCAGCGUCGGCGACAUGGCCGCGCCCAGUGCAGCCACCGCCGCCGCCGAAAAAGCCAAGAAGGCGGACGAGCUGAGACGCCGCGGCAGUGUGGACGACCGAACGACAUCGAUGACCAACGUCCGUCUUUUCGUCGCGAAUCCGGAUUUGAGUGAUUAG
Molecule: messenger RNA, 1104 nt
Organism: Aspergillus melleus
Lineage: Eukaryota; Fungi; Ascomycota; Eurotiomycetes; Eurotiales; Aspergillaceae
Exons: 1
Coding region: 1-1104 (367 amino acids)
Source: RefSeq, a predicted model, not a curated record